Messenger RNA from Abrus precatorius (Indian licorice), 792 nucleotides. RefSeq lists its product as uncharacterized. The transcript has 3 exons. NCBI's taxonomy places the organism in Eukaryota, Viridiplantae, Streptophyta, Magnoliopsida, Fabales, Fabaceae. The record is from RefSeq and is a predicted model, not a curated record. Bases 1 to 792 code for a protein of 263 amino acids.
AUGGGGACAAUGCAAUUUCGUGGAGAUGUUGAAUGGGAACAAAACAUUGCCGAAAGCGAUGAUGACGACUUUGAAGGAGAUUAUGAAAGUGAUGAGGAUAGUGAUGAUGAUAGUUUGGAUGACGACACAAAUGAUAAGGACUCUUAUUUAUCAAACUCAGUGAUUGACCAACAUAUGUUUGGGGCUCCAUCAUUCAUGCGUGCUUUAGAUCUUAAUGCUAUGAUUGGACUACGAAGUUUCGAGUCUGAAUCAAAUACGUUUUAUUGUAAAUGCGUCAAUUAUGACAUAGAUUGUGAGUGGCUUGUUCGAGCUAGUUUGAGGAAGAACAAGUAUUUUUGGAAAAUUAAAAAGUAUAACAGGCCACAUAGUUGUACUCGUGCAAGGAUUUCACAAAAUCAUAGAAAGUUUGGUGCAGAGACAAUUGCAGAAUGUAUUAAGCCAAUGAUUGAAUCUGACCCUUCUUUUAAGAUAAAAUUAGUGAUUAGUGAAGUUCAAGCUCGAUAUGGAUACACAAGAACAUAUCGGAAAGCAUGGAUGACAAAGCAAAAAGCAAUUAAAAAUGUAUUUGGUCAGUGGGAGGCCUCAUAUGAAGCCUUACCGCAAUGGUGUAUAGCAAUGUGUGAUGUUGUUCGAGGAUCAGUUGUUCAGUUGGAUGUUGUUCAAGCUUAUCACAAUGAUAAUCAGGUUCUUGAUGUUCAAAUAUUUCAUAGAGUUUUUUGGAGUUUUGGUCCUUGCAUUAGAGCAUUCAGACACUGCAAACCACUUGUGCAGGUCGAUGAGACACAUUUAUAG